Formica exsecta is the source of this 1582-nucleotide messenger RNA. Its product is annotated as vacuolar-sorting protein SNF8-like. The record is from RefSeq and is a predicted model, not a curated record. The coding region runs from base 708 to 1463 and encodes 251 amino acids. NCBI's taxonomy places the organism in Eukaryota, Metazoa, Arthropoda, Insecta, Hymenoptera, Formicidae. The transcript is spliced from 2 exons. Gene Ontology annotation, biological process: protein transport to vacuole involved in ubiquitin-dependent protein catabolic process via the multivesicular body sorting pathway. Gene Ontology annotation, cellular component: ESCRT II complex.
CCCUUCUCAUUUCAGUUGCUCGCGUUCUGUUCUCGUCUGCCUUUCUUUCUUCUCCCUCCAAAGUUGGAAUAUAUCCGUAACUCAACAUACAUACACAUUUUUGGAUUCGAAGAUGUUAUUUUUUUCGAGGAAACAAUAAUAUUUUUUAUUAUAAGGGAUCUUUUUUAAAUCAACUCUCUAGCUGAGAACUUCAAUGUGGAAAAUAAAUAGGAAGUGCAAUUGAUGCAACUUUCGAAGACGAACCAUAGAAAAUAUACCUUUUCUCGCCGAAAAUGAUGUACUUCAUCGUUUAGCAUCAAGAGAACGUCAUUUAAUCCCACCUUUGUCUAUUGAAUUCUCAUAAUGAGUUAUUUAUUUUGUUGAUAAAAUGGUCCAUCAGAAUAUAUUCCACACACACUCCCUCCUGACAUAAAUUAUGUAUACUUCAAAAUAAUCAAUCUUUUAUCUCGGAUGUGUCAUAAGAAUCAUAACUUUUCUACAGUUUUAAAAACUUUAAUAUAAUUGACAUAACCUCGACAUGUGUCAAAGUUGCGUGAUGGUUCUUAUUAACUCUCCAAAGAAAUAGGUUAGUUGAACUAUCAAACUUGAGAAAAAAUGACAAAGUUUAUACACAUACAUACAUAGUUUGAGAAUAAUUUAACAUCAACAAAAUCCCUUCGAGAAACUUAAUUUAAUUUUGAUAAUCGAAAAACGCGGAUCAGAAAAAAAUGAGGCGAAAGGCGGGAGUGGGUGCGAUACAGAAGCAAAAAUUGGAGCAGGAAAAAUAUCGGGACAAGAGCACAGAGAUUCAGGAGAACCAGUUCGAGCAGAUGACGAAGCAUAUGGAGAUGUUUCGCGUGAAUUUAGAGGAAUUCGCGUCGAAGCACAAAAACGAGAUAAAAAAGAACGCGCGUUUCCGUCGUCAAUUCACAGAAAUGUGCGCUUCCAUAGGUGUGGAUCCGCUGGCAUCUGGCAAAGGAUUCUGGUCGGUGCUGGGUAUCGGUGACUUCUAUUACGAACUCGCUGUCCAGAUUGUAGAAGUAUGCAUGGCAACAAAUUACAAGAAUGGUGGCUUGAUAUCAUUAGACGAGCUGAGAACACGCUUAAUUCAAGCCAGAGGACGCAGAAAGGAACAUCAGGAAAUCACUAAUGAGGAUCUGUUAGCUGCCGCAAAGAAGUUGAGGAUAUUUGGAAAUGGCUUCUCUGUAGUUCCUAUCGGUAGAGGAAAACAUUUAGUGCAGUCAAUACCCGGUGAACUCAGCAUGGAUCAUACUGCAGUAUUACGCCAGGCCAGUUUAUCCACAAAUGCUUAUGUCUCCAAAUCAAUUUUAUGCAAAGAAUUAAGAUGGGAAAAGGACAGAGCGCAGAAAGCUUUGGAUCAUAUGAUGAAGGAAGGAUUGGCUUGGUUAGAUGAGCAAAGCGAAGAUGAGAUAUUGUAUUGGUUUCCCAGUUUAUUCACAGCUUGCAUUGUCUCCAAAGAAUAAACUUUGUAUCAACCUAUCAACAUAUUGUUAUCAGAUAAGUAGGAAAAAUUUUAAAGAAAAACUAAUGUUGCUUGAGAUUUGUAUCUCUUUAUUAAAUAAAAAAAUCGAUUAUCCUAUAA